Anopheles moucheti is the source of this 1911-nucleotide messenger RNA. Its product is annotated as polycystic kidney disease protein 1-like 3. The transcript has 5 exons. Gene Ontology annotation, molecular function: serine-type endopeptidase activity. Bases 1 to 1911 code for a protein of 636 amino acids. The record is from RefSeq and is a predicted model, not a curated record. Gene Ontology annotation, biological process: proteolysis. Lineage: Eukaryota; Metazoa; Arthropoda; Insecta; Diptera; Culicidae.
AUGCAACUGUUUUCGGUGCAGAUUUGGCUCUUCAGUGGUUUAGUGAUAUCCUACGCGCACCCUGGGAAACACCAUGAAGAAGCAACAGUAACGAGUAAAGGAUCGCCGGAGAAAUGGCCCGUUCCACAGAAUGCCGCCCAGAUCGGUGCGUUCCUCAGCCAGGCAGUGAAAAACACCACAAAGCCUUCACCUUCCGCCGAGCAAGGAGCUGUACUUCCUCCUUCAAGCGAUAUGCAAGUGCUUCACGCUCCUGCGUAUAAACCAGGUCUGCCGAGUGUGAUCCAAAAUUUGUUUAGUAGCGUGCCGGGAUCGAAUCACAGCGCCAGCAACUUUUUCGCCAUACCAUCCAGCACUACUGCCGAGCCUACGCCGCAAACGAAUAACACUGCCAUGAACGAUCCUUUGCCCAACCCAGUGCCCGGAAUUGUCACCACCGUGAGCAACGCCACCAAUUCAGCACAGGAAAUCACCAGUUCGUGGGGUACCAACGUGCAAAAUGGUAUCUUUGGAUCGGCUAGUUGGCUGGGCAACCGGCCCAGCAACGAUCAGCCUGCAUCCGGGUCGACUGACAGCCCGGGUUCAUCGAAUCCGAUCCAAGGCAUCAUCAAUGCGUCCCAAGCGUCAUGGAACAAUGCAACCGGGGCGGCACAAAAUCUUGCCGGCCAAUUCGGCCCCAACGUUCAAAAUGGACUAUCGAAUAUUUUCGGUUUCAAUAUAAACCGCCCCAGUAACGAUGAACCAGUAAUGCAAUCGUCAGAAACUAACUCCACUGCAGUUAAUGAGACUACAUCAUCCACUGAGUCUAAUGGGCCAACCACAAUAGCUGCUACUACGUCUACCACUAGUCCUCCCACAACUUCUGUAACCACAUCCACUUCCGGGUCCUUCUUACCACUAGUGAGUUUUGUCAACAAUUCGCAAUCGCUGGUCAAUAGUUCCAUUUUGCUACAAACCGUCACUAGCCAGCUGACCGGUAGUUUGCCCAACGGGCUGGGGAAUUUCGUCCUUCGACCUAGCAAACCGAACAAACCUACAAAGGUGUCAGACGUACAGGAGUUUUCUAAACUCGACGAUGAUAAUCGGGCAACCGCAACAUUGAAAGCUGUUCCUCCCCCAUCCCCUCCGACGUGUUCGACGUGCUUUAGCUCGUGUUUCUACAGACCUUUUCAACGAAUCGUUGGUGCAACCGACGUAUCGUCCGACAGCAAAUACCCGUUUAUCGUUUUGAUAACAUACCUGGACAGUCCGUCCGGUCACGGAGCACUAAUCAACGACCGUGCAAUUAUCACCACCGCCACCAUUAUCGCCAGCAUGCCCUUACAAACGGAAAUACGGGCAUUGCUUGGCGUGUACGAUCGGUCCCAAAAUACAUCAAUGUCGUCGGAAGAAAUAGGCACUAUCUACACCCAUCCCGAUUUUAAAAGCAGAAACCAAUUUGCUAACAAUAUUGGACUGCUGAUACUAAAAAACCCGCUAACGAGCUUCACACCAAUCUGCCUACCAACUGCCGUGUCAAAAUCUCCUCCCGUCUCAAAGGCUACCGUAAUUGGCUGGGGUGCCAAUCAUGCCGGAGGAGGCUUAGUUGAUGUUUUGCAGGAAUACGAGCUGCAAAUGUUUUCUCCUGUCGUCUGCUACAUGGCCACCACCAGUUUGACCUCCAGAGCAACUGCGAAUAAUCUGUGUGGGGGUUCUACAAAGUUUAUAUCAAAGGAUGGAGCCGCAUGCACAGGGGAUAGCGGUGAUCCUUUAGUAGUGAUGAAUGGCACAUCUUGGGAAUUGAUCGGAAUUUCGCUUGAGAUCCCUGAGUUUGAAUGCGGUAAAAAUCGUUUUCCAGCAAUGUUUACUGCCAUUAUACCGUACUUGGAUUGGAUCACUACUUAUGGAGUUGGCUGUGAGUGUUAUGAUGGUUAA